UCAAGGCGCCAGUCUCUGGCGUAAAAUACUGUGUUCUGUUGGGGUCAACGCCGUUUUUUACGGCGUUCUGACUUAUUAAACGGCGAUUUUACGUCAUUUCUUAAACAGACGGGUUUUCAAAUUGGAGAAUUUUGGCCUAGAUUGUUUGCCAUACUAAUCGCUGCUACUGUGAGUCGUUGGCAGGAUAAAAACAAAUCCACUGGAAGGAAGCGAGCGGGAUGUGUUACUUCCCAGCUGCCGAAACUCGACGUAUUUAAUAUGUGCUGGGUAGAAAAAAUAUUCAACCAUUUGAUUCGGUCGUAACACAUCGUUUAAUACUCUGACGACAUUACGGCUUGUAUGACGCUUGCCCAGGGAAGAGAGUGGUGCUGUCGUUUAUCAGCUCCAUUUGCAUGUUGGAUGGCUGAUCUAUUAUGCUAGGAACAUGUUCAAAAAUGUUUUCGGCUCAGGGUUUCUGGUGAGAACAUCACAUGUGAUUCUGACAUGGGUCAUAACGUUAAUCCUCUUCCUACAUGAUACAGAGCUGAGGAAGCAGGAGGAGACGGGCCAGCUUGUCCAGCCCGUGCUCUUCGUCCUGCUGGUGCUGUUGUCUGUGCUGCUGUACUUCGCGGUCUCUCUGAUGGACCCGGGUUUCAUCCUGUCUGAUGACACGGACUUGCAGUUCAUGCUGGGAGUGACUGAGGAGCAGCAGGACAUGAUUCCACCUGCCACCAAAUCCCUGCGACAGCGCCGUUGUGGCCACUGUCUGCUUCAGCAGCAGCCAAUGAGAUCAAAGCACUGCCAGACGUGUCAGCACUGCGUCCGGCGUUAUGACCAUCACUGUCCCUGGAUUGAGAACUGCGUUGGUGAGAGGAACCACCGCUGGUUUGUGCUUUACCUGGCCUUCCAGCUGCUAGUGCUUCUAUGGGGCCUGCGCAUUGCCUGGACGGGCUUCACCUACGUACCCAUCUGGCACCAGUGGCUGCGCACAAACGGAGUCCUGACGGCUGUGACCAUGCUGCUAGCACUGCUCUCGCUCAUCGUACUGUUGCUGCUCGGCUCACAUCUAUACCUGGUUUCUCUCAACACAACCACGUGGGAGUUCAUGUCGCGCCACCGCAUCUCCUACCUCAAACACUGUGGUGCAGAUGAGAACCCCUUUGACCGUGGGACAUUCCAAAACCUUUGGGGUUUCUUCUGUGUCUGGGGCACAGUGGUGUGGGAGCAGGUGUACUUCAAGGAGGGCAGCGAUCAGGUUUAGGUACAUUUUACUGAUGAACAGCCUCUCUGGAUCUGGGAUUACACACCAAAUAGGAGGAUAAACUGUGCUUGUGAGCAGUUCCCUUUAUAUAGGCAUUUGUGUUGUUGUGCCAUAACUGUGGAGCGUUUCCCUCCUUCUCAUCCUCUCAGUGGUUCUUUAUUGCAAUUGAUUACCUGCAUUUCCUGUUUUUACCUCAAUGCAGUCGUAGUGAAAACUGUGGGAGCUUCAAAUAGUCAGUUUUGGUUAGGAAGUUUUCUAAUGAGUAAAGUGAUACAGGUGUAGCUGCAUGGCAGCUAUAAUAAAAGCAUUUCAAAUUCUGGUCUAAAGAUCUUAUGUCAAGUUCUACAUCAAGAGAAACAAGAGCUAUAAUAAUUAACUUAAGUAUGAUUCACAGUUCACAUUUGGAAUGUUUGUUGUUCUAAUGCAGCCUUUAGGAUUAUCAUGGAAUUAAUUUUUACUUUGGGUCAGUAGGAUAGAUGAUGGAUGGAGGCAAUUUUACUUCAGUCAUGGAAAUCAAGGACUUAGACACAUGAGCAGGAAAAUGAUUUAUUUCAUUUUACGGGCUAUGGUACAGGGCAAAUUAGCAUGAUGCCCUAAUGAUCAUGAUCUAUUAAUAGUGCACUAAUUUAAUGAAAUUUAAAGAUGCAGCCAGUUCAUUUCAAUAAUAAUCAACAUGCUGCCAAGAGCAGAACAAAUUAGCAGCUCAAAAACAGCAGAACCAGUGAAAAACCCAACAAGGAUUGUGCGAACCAACGCAGGUCUUAGAAAUAGAAACUGCCGGAGAAUGUGAGGUUCAAAGGUCUGAGACACAGCUGGAGCUCAGGAUUUAUCCAGCAUUUUUCAAACAGCUGUAUGACCUGUAAGAUGUGUAAAAGGUGAACAAAAGCAUCAGAUCUUGAGCCUCACACGUUCAUGAAAAUACAGCUACUAUGCCUACAUGUUUAUGAGCAUUGCUCUGUUUUGUUGGUCUGUGCAGACUCCAGAGGAAGGACAGUUCAGUCAAGUUCCUCUCUGUUUCAGUAUUAUUGAGCAGAACACUCAGGGACAGGACUAUUGCUUUUUUUUGUGACCUGCAUGAAACAUCACAGUAAGAACAUGCUAAUAACGUGGGCAUUUUGCUGUCCAUCGUCUCGAUGCUGUAAUUUCAACACAGUAGCAAUCCAGUCGGUUAGAAUCUCAGCACACAGGCUUCUUUUCCCAAGUCCUUAAACAUUUUGACCUCGAUGGAGAACAUCACCAGGUCGGGAACAGGAAAUAGGAGUCAUUUUUGGGACAAUUUGAACAUACUGUGUGUUUCCAGAAUGAGGCUGCUGCUCUUACUAACUGGUAAUCAGCACUGCGGCCUUCCUCCUUAUUGUUUACGGUCACAUCAAGUUCAUAAUUUCCUUCAAAACAAGCAACUCUCUACAUUGUCUUCAGACAUUUUACACACCUGAGUGAAUCCGGUUAAGCUUGGACUUUACCCACCCAAAUACCCUCAGUCCUGCCUCUUAAAAUAAAUCAUUUAAGUAACAAGUGAUGAUAUUUGAUAACCAUAACCUGACUGUUCACCCUCAAUUCACAUUAAUCAUUACAUUCAAAAUUUGAGUAACAAUACAGAUCUAUAGCUGGCAUGGUUUCUUGAUUCACUCACUGGAGUCAGAUCCUGAUUAACAGAAUUUACUUUAGUGUAGUGGGUUCCAGUCUCUUGUAGUCUCCUGUGAUGAAUACUUUGCCUGUUUUACAGGAUUCACCUUCUCCAGCAGCUUUUGUCACUAAAGUAGGUUAGUCCAAGUGAGUGUGUUUGAAAUAUGAACUGUAUUGUUCCUGGCAUUUAAUCCAUACAUGUACAUGAUAUUUAGACUUGUUACAGUGUCUCAAGUUGUUUAAAAUUGUACAUAUUUUUUAAACUAUUUUGGAGCAGAAAAUGUCUUUAGAUUUUUGUAAAACUAUUUUAACAGGGACUUGAAUAAUACAGUGGAACACUGUUAUUAGCUAAAAGCUUUGAGUGCAAUAUGUUUCCAUUUAAGCUUUUCCUUGUGCAAUAGUAACCUUGUAAGACAGCAAUAAAUGUUUGUGUUUAAUUCAGUGCAAAAUGCAGUCCUUCUGCUUGGACUGAGCCAUUAUCAGUAAGAUCUCUGCUUUUUUACAAAUUAACAUUUACAGUCUGUGGUGUAGUUCUCAAUUAUAUACAAUAUUGUCAUGCAAUGUUUUUUAAAUACUGGAAGUACUAUAAAACUCAAUAAAUGUUUCAUGAGGA
Molecule: messenger RNA, 3479 nt
Organism: Oreochromis aureus
Lineage: Eukaryota; Metazoa; Chordata; Actinopteri; Cichliformes; Cichlidae
Gene: zdhhc12b
Product: zinc finger DHHC-type palmitoyltransferase 12b
Exons: 5
Coding region: 425-1240 (271 amino acids)
Biological process (GO): peptidyl-L-cysteine S-palmitoylation; protein targeting to membrane
Cellular component (GO): Golgi apparatus; endoplasmic reticulum
Molecular function (GO): protein-cysteine S-palmitoyltransferase activity
Source: RefSeq, a predicted model, not a curated record